AUGGUCAACCGCUUCCCUGACUUGGGCACUGUCCCAGGCAGCGCGGCCGUCGCCUGGACCCAGCCAACGGACGGCACCAGGUGGCCCCCGGGGCCCGUGGGGUCGGAAGAAGAGGCACUUUUUGAAUGGGGGCGAGGGACUGAGCGAUGGGAACGACCGACCCAGGCCGGUGAAGGGUUCUCCUCACGUGCCAGCCUGGCCCAGGUCGCCCUGCACGGCGACUGGUCCCCGCGGGAUCGGGGCCCCCUUGCCCCGGGAGAGUCACCGCAAUGGAGCGAGGCGGGGUCAGCCACCAAGGUGGCCGUGGGGAACGUGGUUGGUGGAACGCUGGCCUCCUGCUCGCCGCAGUGCGUGUGCGACACCCGGCCCUGGCUCACGCCGCAGUCCCUCGCCCGCCAGGCCCACGCCGUGGACGGCAACGACCGGCUGCUGACCCGGGUGCCGCCCGCCCUUGCCCCGGACACCCAGGUCCUGCUACGGCAGAGCCACGAGAUCGCCCGGCUCCCCGGCACGCUCCAGCACCUGCCGAACCUCACGGAGCCGGACCUGUCCCGGAGCCGCCUGGCCAGCCUGCCCCGCCUCCUCACCCUCCACCCGCGGGGGCUGGCGGCCUUGGAGGAGCUUUCCCUGGAUCACAACCGCCUGCUCUCCGUCGCCCCCUCGGCCUUGGCCGGCCUGGCCCGGCUGCUCCGCAACGCCAACCGGCUGCGGGCCGUGGGCCCCCGCUGGUUCCUGCCCCUGCCCCGCCUGCAGCUCCACGUGCUCGGCGAGAGCCCCAUCCUGCGGCUGGAGCCGGGCGGCUUCCGGCCCCUGGGGCGGCUGACAGCUCGGUGCUGGCCGGCGUGGGGCUGCGGGACCUGCCGGCCGAGGCCUUCCAGGGGCCUCUCGCUCUUCGGUAGCCGGCUGGCCCGGGUGCCGGCGGCCGCCCUGCGCCGCCCGCCCCUGCUCAAGUUCCUGGAGCUGAAGAAGAACCCCAUCAGGGAGCUGCGGGCGGGCGAUUUCCGGGGCACCCCGCGCCUGGAGCAGCUGAGCCUCGGUGCCCUGGAGGAGCUCACCGGGGCGGCCGAGGGGGCCUUCGCCGGCCUGCCCCAGCUGGCCAAGCCGGACCUGAACCCCCACCCUCGCCUGGCCUACCUGCCCCCGGCCGCCCUGCAGGGGGCGCCGGCCUUGCACACCCUGCUGGCCACCGACGGGGCCCUGGGGCUGCUGCCCGGCCGGCUGCUGGCUUCCCUGCCCAGCCUGGCCGCCCUCAGCCUGCGGGGCAACCCGCUGCGCUGCGACCGCCCAGCCGCCUGGCUGGGGCUGGCCCGGCUGCGGCGGGUGGACCCCGGGGCCACCCUCUGCGCGGCCCCCCCGGGCGCGGCCGGCCGGCUGCUGCGGGAGGGGCUGGAGGGCGGCGGGGGCCGGGGCUGCCCCCCGGCGUUCCCCCCCCGGGGCUGGCCCGAGAGGCUGGGGGUGGCGCCCGGCGGCUCCGUCACCCUGAGUUGCCCGGCCAGCGCCGAGCUGCCCCCGGAGAUCUCCUGGCUGGGGCCGGCCCGGGGGGGGCCCUGGAGCUGGUCGGGGGUGGGACUGGCCCAUGCUGGGCAAUACACGAGCGUGGCGCAGAACGAGGCGGGCUCUGGCAGCCGCGCCCUGGCGCUGGAAGUGCUGGGGGACCCCCGGUCCGCGCUGGGCCUCGGCCACCAUGUACAUCCACAGCCCCCACCGCAGGUGCCGCUGGGCAGCCAGCAGGUCAACCUGACGCACCUGCAGCCGGCCACGCGCUACGAGAUCUGCACGACCCUGGGGGCCACGGAAACACCCACCCUGGCCACCGCGGCCUCGCCCCCAGAGAGCACAGCGUCCACCCUGGCGACCGCCAUAGCAACAGCAUCCUCCAGAGCACCGGCCUCCCUAGCAACCGCAUCCUUCGCCACAGCAAUCGCCACCUCCCUAGCAACCGCAUCCUUCCCCACAGCAAUCGCCACCUCCCUAGCAACUGGAACCUCUCUGGCAACUGCUGCAUCUUCCUUAGCAACCGUAUCCGCUGCGGCAACCGCGGCAUCCUCCCGCGCGACCGAGGACUUCUCCCUCACAACCGCCUCUGCCCCAGCGGCCCCGGGCACGCAGCGGGCCUGCCUGAACGUGACCAGGGCGGGGCUGGGGCUGGCAGGGCGGGGGCCGGGCGGCGCGGCCCUGGCGGCCGUGACGGGCUCCCUGCUGGCGGCCCUGUGCACAGUGAUGCUGGGCCGCUACGCUGGCCGGCGGCUGAGGGAACUGGGCUACCGGGCUGCCCUCGAGCCCUACCGGCAGCCCCCGGCCACCCUCCUGCUCAGCUAG
Molecule: messenger RNA, 2319 nt
Organism: Caretta caretta (loggerhead turtle)
Lineage: Eukaryota; Metazoa; Chordata; Testudines; Cheloniidae
Source: RefSeq, a predicted model, not a curated record